Exophiala aquamarina CBS 119918 is the source of this 1323-nucleotide messenger RNA. RefSeq lists its product as uncharacterized. The coding region runs from base 1 to 1323 and encodes 440 amino acids. The record is from RefSeq and is a predicted model, not a curated record. The transcript has 2 exons. NCBI's taxonomy places the organism in Eukaryota, Fungi, Ascomycota, Eurotiomycetes, Chaetothyriales, Herpotrichiellaceae. Gene Ontology annotation, molecular function: protein binding.
AUGAAGAGUGAACUUGUGCAGAAACUUGCGUUUGCACUAUUCUCGACUGUGGUGGCAUCUACACCCGACGAAGUGCGGAUACCGACGAAAGAACAAAGCCAGUCAGUGCCCAAUCACGAGAUAAGUACCGAGAUUGGCUCUCUCAGCGACGAUGUUAUCUACAAGAGCGAACAGGAGCAGCUCGUACAGUCCAUUCAAUUGAAUUCCACGUCGCAGAAUGCUCCGACCGCUGAAGACUGGCAUGGCCGCUGGUCUUAUGAACCUGUGUGUACAGAGUUUCUAGAGGUGCUAGAAAGUGAGCUGUGUGUCUAUACAAAUGCAACAUUCAGCCACGGGCGAGGCAUCUCUAUCUUCACGACACCGAAGAUAGCCGAAGAGGCCGCAGGAUUGCUACCGUUCCAUGAUGCCGGAGUUCUUGAGAAACGCGGAAUCAAUAGCCCAGAAGGACCCUGGUACACCAAAGAGCUGCCAGGAAAAGGCAUCGGCAUGCUGGCGAAGCAAGACCUGAAACGCGGGGAUCUUGUCACUGCGUUUACACCCUACCUGCUAGCCCACGCGGAGAAUGUGCUUACGACCAUGGAACGGGAAAAGUUCUUACAGAUUGGACUGAAGCAGUUGCCAACAGCAAGUCAAGAGCACUACCUCAGCCUUGCGAAGUACUACAAUGAUCCGAGUGUGGUUGUGCAGGACGUGGUGAAAGCGAAUGCGUUCGAGAUGCAGGUGGGCGGACUGAUGCAUCUCGCAGUCUUCCCAGAGUCUUCUAGGCUGAACCAUGCGUGUGCACCAAAUGCGCAAUACUACCUCGAGUCGGACAUGCUCACGCAUGUCGUGCGUGCAGCCCGGCCAAUUGCUCGAGACGAAGAAAUCACAAUCGCGUACUCGCCGCCGUUCCGCCCACACAACGUGCGACAAGAGUACCUACAAGACGCCUUCCGCUUCACAUGCACCUGCUCACGCUGUCAAAAGGGCGAAGCUACCGACCAGUCUCUGCUUGAAAUCCACAAUCUGCAGCAAAGCCUUGGGAACUGGGCAGCUGAUUCGCAAGCCAGUGUCAAGCAGGCGGAACGAUUGGUCAAAGUGUACCUUGAGGAGGAACUCGAUGGGUUUCUCGACUUCGCGUAUGGCCACGCGGCAUUGACUUACAACUCGAUGGGGAGCCAAAGGGGGACGAUUAAGUAUGCUCAGUUGGCGGCUGAGGCGGCAGCACUCAAUCAUGGGCCUCAGUCAUCGAACGUCAAGACUUGGAUGAACCUGAUGAGUGAUCCGAUGGCGCAUUCUAGCUGGAGGAGGAGAAAGGAUAACCCUGUGGUGGUCGUUGAAUAG